AUGUCGAAACAUCAUAUUUUAGUAGCUGGAGCGACAGGACCAUCUGGACUGGCUUUCUGCAAUGCUGCUCUAGAUGCAAAACAUAGGUUAACGCUGUUCGUGCGCAAUCCAUCGAAGGUGCCGCAGGCCAUCGCCCAGAACACGAAUGCAGGAAUCAUAGAAGGAGGGCUUGAUGACAUGGUCGCCCUUGAGGCUGCAGCCAAAUGUGGCGCCGAUAUUUUCGUCUCUUUUAUCGGCCCAAUUUCUGGCCACAAAGGCACACCUCUAACAGAAGGCUACAAACGCCUCCUUCCACUUCUCGCCAGCAGCAAUUACAAGCGCGCCAUGAUCCUUGGGACACCAUCAUGGGCCUCGUCUGAGGACAAGCGAUCACUGUUAUGGCAAAUGUCUAUUGGGUCCAUAGCGUUGUUUUUCCGUGAUGCCUACAAAGACUUUGUAGGAAUAGGAAACUACGUCACUUCACUACCUUUGAGCGAGAUCAGAUGGACGUUAUUCCGCGUCCCUUUCCUGACAGACGCAGCCCCUAGCGAAGUCCACGCUGGACCAUUGGGUGCUCCGCAUAUAAAUUUGAAGCUAUCGCGAGCUUCCAUGGCGAAUUGGUUGCUUCAAGAGAUUGACAAAGCUCAGUGGAUUGGAAAGACUCCAUGCCUAUCAAACUAUCAAUAG
Messenger RNA from Alternaria burnsii, 666 nucleotides. RefSeq lists its product as uncharacterized. The coding region runs from base 1 to 666 and encodes 221 amino acids. Lineage: Eukaryota; Fungi; Ascomycota; Dothideomycetes; Pleosporales; Pleosporaceae. The transcript is spliced from 4 exons. The record is from RefSeq and is a predicted model, not a curated record.